This is a messenger RNA of Aquila chrysaetos chrysaetos, 1387 nucleotides long. RefSeq names its product tachykinin precursor 3 (gene TAC3). The record is from RefSeq and is a predicted model, not a curated record. Lineage: Eukaryota; Metazoa; Chordata; Aves; Accipitriformes; Accipitridae. Bases 504 to 977 code for a protein of 157 amino acids. Gene Ontology annotation, biological process: positive regulation of blood pressure; tachykinin receptor signaling pathway. The transcript has 4 exons.
GCUGCGUCGUGCUCGGGUGUGCGUGUCCCCCAUGCCUGCAGCACAAGGAGGGGCCGGGGGCUGCGUGGGCAUGGUGCUUGUGUGCUGGCCCCUACCACGGGGCGCUGCGGCGUGGUGGGGAGCUGGCGUGCUUGCGUGGGUGCGCUUGUGUCGCGGUGUGACUCUGUGUGUAACGGGUGCCUGUCGGUGACACGGUGCCUGCGUGGGCGUGAAGCUGCAGGGUGGGGGUACCACCCCCCCGGCCCCCAUUGGCGGCUCUACUCUCGCCCACCCACACCGUGCCUUGGGCAGAGCCCCUUAUUUAACUCCGCACAGCAGCCAGCACCCCGGUACUUCGCCUCCUGGCUGAGCCUGCGCUGGGAGAGCCAUCGUCGCAGCCUGCAGCCACUGCCCACCUCACCUCGCCGUGUCUCCCGCUCUGCAGCCGCCAGCGGCGAGGGUCGCUCUGCCCCCGGCUCUGCACUGGGCGACACCUGAGGGCUCAGCAGGCCCCCCUCCCGAGGAUGAGAAGCCGCCCGGCGCUGGCGACGCUACUCGUCCUGGCGCUGCCGCUCGCCCUCGCCCGCCGCCCCCCCGCCGCCCCGCCGGGCCCCGCGCCCCCCGCACAGGGGAUGCCCGGCCCGGAGCCGCUGCCCUGGAGAGCCCGCGGCAGCCCCGGGGCCGCCUACGCCGCCGUGCUGCAGCUGCUGCGGGAGGAGGACGCCGGUCCCCCCGCGGCUCCGCAGAAGCGUAAGUCCCGCCCGGUCCCGGUCCCGGUCCCGGUCUCGGUCCCGGUUCCGGUCCCGGCGCCGCAGCCGGGCCCCGCGGCGCUGACGGCGGGUUUCUCCGCAGGGGACAUGCACGACUUCUUCGUGGGGCUCAUGGGGAAGAGGGCGGCGGAGCCCGGGCGGCCGGCGGGGCGGGGGAGCGGCGGCCCGUCCGACCGGUGCUCCCCGGGACCCCCCGCGGCCGGCGGGGCCCCGCCGCGGGCGGCGUGAGCCGCGGGCCGAGCCGGCGGGGCUGGACGGGGCGCUCCCCCGCGGCCCCCCCCCCCCCGCCACGGGGACCGGCCUGGGCCGUGCCUUGUGCCCCGCGGGCGAGGCACCGCCACCGGGGACGGCGGUACCGGCGGGGCGUCCCGGGCUCCGCCGCCGCGGAGCCGUGGUGGGAGCCGCCGGGCCCGCGCUGCCGCCGUUCCGACCCACGCACGCGUGUCCCUGCACGCGCCCCCCCGCCCCCGGCGGCAGCUGGGCCGUUCCGAACACCCGCGUACACGCACCCGUACCUGUACUGUCCGGCCGGUUACGUACACCUGUAUACAUCCACCCGUGCCUCGGCGGGACACGCGCCCCGACCGUCUCUGUCUCUUGGCUGCGCCGCGCUGCGACCCGGCGUGCCUGGCGCUGCA